GUCAAGAGACUCAAGACUAGUAACCUCGAAGGAGCUCAGCUGCACCUCUCUCUCUCUCUCUCUCUCUCCUUCCAUGGCGGCUACUAGAAGAAUUUCGAAUAUGUUCUUCAAGCUCGUAUCAUCGCCUAAUCCUGUCGUUUCCCCAGCUCGUCUAAUCUUCCAUCGAGGACUCGCUUCCACGCUCUUCGUCAAAGGUAUAGCUUUUGCCACCACUCAAGACAGGCUAGUAGAAGCAUUUUCAAAGUUCGGUCAAGUUGAAGAAGCUAAAAUAAUCAUGGAUAGAGUGAAAAAUAGAUCGAAAGGUUAUGGAUAUGUGACCUUUGCUGUGGAGGAGGAUGCCCGGAAAGCCUUGAUUGACAUGAAUGGGAAGUUGCUAGAUGGGCGUGUAGUGUUUGUGGACAUGGCGAGGACACGAAGAAAGGUUGCUGAUUCCGUUCCAAAAGCCAGGGCACCUCCUUAACCUUCCAUUAAUGAUUGACUCCAUUCUUCCUCUGUGAAUAUGUCCAAUGUAGUUAGAGAACCGAGGCAUCAUUUAGUCAAUGUACUCAGUGUUACUUGGUCUUAUACUGUUCACUAUUUUGCCUGACCUUUUUUCAUUUGAAUGUGGCUUGCAAAUGUACUUCCUGUUGCUUCACAAGCAUGUCAUUUGCUUACGGCACGUGAUUUUGUUCGUCA
Messenger RNA from Rhodamnia argentea, 675 nucleotides. RefSeq names its product small RNA-binding protein 11, chloroplastic-like. The transcript is spliced from 4 exons. NCBI's taxonomy places the organism in Eukaryota, Viridiplantae, Streptophyta, Magnoliopsida, Myrtales, Myrtaceae. Gene Ontology annotation, molecular function: RNA binding. The coding region runs from base 74 to 460 and encodes 128 amino acids. The record is from RefSeq and is a predicted model, not a curated record.